This is a messenger RNA of Eucalyptus grandis, 6118 nucleotides long. RefSeq lists its product as uncharacterized. The transcript is spliced from 5 exons. Gene Ontology annotation, molecular function: protein binding; DNA binding; ATP hydrolysis activity. The record is from RefSeq and is a predicted model, not a curated record. NCBI's taxonomy places the organism in Eukaryota, Viridiplantae, Streptophyta, Magnoliopsida, Myrtales, Myrtaceae. Bases 525 to 5951 code for a protein of 1808 amino acids.
CCGCACGAAUUUGGUGGUCUUGUUCUAACAGUCAAAAUUUCGGACCCAUUUAGGAUUUUGCUUGGCCGGCAACGAUUAGCCCAAAAUGGCCACUAACACCUAAGUGAUGUUUUGAUUCCCCAAAUCUCUACAUAGAAUUUUACAGACCGUCGAGUUGGAGUCACGGUUCGAGAGAAACGAGCUCUCGAAAUCCGCUCUGGACUGCGGGUGAACAGUUCGCCCCGCCACACUUCUUGACCAGACAUCGGCCACUUUUUUGGCCGACAAACUGUCGACUGUUGUAAUUCGAUUCGAGAUCUUUCCAAUGAUGUAUACAGCUGUAGGCACUUGCUAGUAUGAUAAAUAAGAAGUCAUACAUCUUCAUUUGAGAAGGUUCAGUACUUGUGAGAAUAUUGCAACGCGAGCUAAGAAAAUAUACAGAACGUCUGAAAAUCUCAUGGAGACAUCUGAUUCGUGGGUUCUUGAAUAUCAAUCUGCCACUUGGCUUUCCCAUCUUUGAACAGGUUGAUAACCAAGACGACAAGAUGCCACGAGAUGAAGAUAAAGCUUGGGAAUUCGUGGAGAGACUGGAGGGCGGAAAAUGGCGUUGUCCUCACUGUCCGAAAGAAAGCAGUGGGCAGGUUACAGGAGUGAAAUGUCACUUGCUUGGAAUCAAAGGCAGAGGGAUUGGCAUUUGCACCAAAGUCCCUAACGAUAAAAGAGAUCAGUUGCUGUCCUUACUAAAGAAUGAGGGAGAUCCAUUGCUGUCCUUACUCAAGGAGGAGGCGUGUAGCGGAGAAGCCAAUCGUCACUCCUCCACUGGGGGGGCUGCUGGUACAUCUUGUCAACAAUCACUAGGAGAGCAGCAUCAGUUUCAUCAGAGUUCAACUUUGCCGUCGGUCGCACAAGAUAAACACUUCAUUGCAAAUGAGCAACCAGCUUCAGUACACGCUCCCCAUUACCAGGAUGUGUCUUCUGACAAAUUACUUGCACAUUCCGACCCACAGCAAGCGAGUGCAGUCAACAUGGCAAACCAUCCAUCAUGGAUGCCUCCUCAACUUCAGAUAAUUUGCCAGUCCAGCCACACCGUACCUAAUCAAUCAAUUAAUUUCGAGGCAGGGGACCAGCAACAGAAUCAAAGAAUGUCAUCUUCAUUACAAAAUGAUCAGUUCCUCACCAACGGUGCAUCAGAUGGGUUGCAGGAGUCAAUUCAAACUGGUGUUUUAGCAACAGAUCCUCUCAACGACAUACCUACGACCAACAUUCGGAAGGAAUCCUAUCAACCAAACCACACCUUCUGUGGACAACAUGGAGGUGAAAGCUUGUCAUCUUCGCCAAUGUAUUCAACGAGCUGGCCAUUUUCCAUUGAGGAUAUCCCAACUAAUGAUGCGAUGGAUCCAGCAGAGAUAUCAUCGUUAGGAAAUGAAAAAUCCCUUCAGACGGGUACUUCAAGUUUUUUGCAGGACUGCCGUGAGCCUUGUGCUUUGGAAGUGGUUAACACUGCCCAGCACUCUAAUCAACCCCAUCCAAGAUGUGAUGGAGAAAGUGGAAUCGAAACCAAUUUGUUUCCUUCGCAAGAUUCGGUGGGAGUAGAUCCCCAGAGUGCAUUGCAGCAUUCUAGUGAUCCACACGUUUCUGAGAAAUCAAAUGUCAAUUUGCAGGGCCCAACGGAUGGAAUAAAUACGGCAGCCCAAUCAAUACCAUCUCUGGAUAUGAACAGAGGCUCACCAAUGUUGAACCAGAUAAGCAUUUGCGCCAACCAUGAGAAGAUGAAAAAUCUAAAAAGAAAAUUUGAACAACUUGAAGGCAGAGAAGCUGACAUAAAGAAGAAGAUGAAGCUAGAAUCUACCAAGUCAUUGCCUCAGAUGAAGCCGAAGACAAUGGUUACAAAAUGGUUGAAGAAAAUAAAAACAGCAAGAAAUAAAUUCAAAAGCAUUAACGAAGUGAGUGGGGAAAAUAUGCCAUUGAAGGAACGGGUGGAGAGAUUGACAAGAGAAGUGGAAGAGCUUAGAGGAAAAAAACUUCCACGAACGCUAUUCAUUCAGGCAGAACCUGCCAAAAGACCAGCACUAUUAGAACAUAAGCUAAUAGGUGAGGCAAUUCAGAGGAACAUAGAGUUGAUCUGGGGCUGUCUAAUGGAGAAUCGUUCUUCAAAUUUGGGUAUUUCUGGCAUGGGAGGGGUUGGGAAAACGACAAUAGUGGAGCACAUACAUAAUAGACUCCUGAAAAAUGGGAACUUUGACACUGCAAUUUUUUGCACUGUGUCCCAAAAUUUUAGCAUUCAUAAGUUGCAGAGUGAUAUUUGGAAGGAACUAAAAGGAAGUGACAUGGAGGAGGAGCGUGUGACGAAACGAGCAGCAAAGUUGUCCGAAGACUUAUCAAAGAAGAAGAAUUUUGUACUGAUUCUUGAUGACGUGUGGGAGCAUUUUGAACUCCGGGAUGUGGGAAUUCCCCAUAUAGCUGAUGGAUGCAAGCUAGUCUUAACAACUCGAUCUUCUGAAGUAUGUGCUCGAAUGGGUUGUAAAAAAAUUGAAAUUAGACCUUUACGUGAAGAAGAAGCAUGGAACUUAUUUGUGGAGCAUCUUGGGUAUAAUGGGGUACUGGAGAAAAUUAAAGAGGUUGCAAAGGCAAUCGUGGAGAAAUGUGCAGGUUUGCCACUUGCUAUCAUCGCAAUGGCAAGAAGCAUGAGGGGGGAGGUGAGAAGUUUUUACUGGAAGGACACUUUGGAUCAACUGAAUGACCCCAAAAAGGAUCAUACAGAGAUGGGAGACAGGGUUUUGCCGGUACUUAGACAUAGUUACACACGCCUGUCCCCUCAACUUCAACAAUGUUUCUUACGCUGUGCACUUUAUCCUGAAGAUGCAUCAAUUGGGAAAAUGGAGUUGAUUGAAUUUUUUAUUGAUGAGGGAUUGAUAGACGAACUGCAUACUAGGGAGAAACAACACAACAGGGGUCUUACCAUAAUAAGCAGACUUCAAGAUGCUUUCUUGUUGGAAGAUUCUUAUUGGGGGAUCAAGAUGCAUGAUUUGCUCAGAGAUAUGGCGCUACACAUAAUGAGUACAACAUCUAUUGUAGAAGUACGCAUGCCCGAUGAGGAACGUUGGACAAGUGAUUUAGAGAGAGUUUCUUUGAUGAAUAGAAUCAACAAAAUUCCUCCAGAUAUGUCACCAAAUUGUCCUAAACUGUCGACCCUGUUAUUAAAAGAUAGGAUUUUGGAUCAUAUCCCGGAUUCUUUCUUCAAGCAACUGCAGGGGCUGAAGGUUCUAAACCUAAGUAGAAGUAAAAUCACAAAACUUCCUAGUUCCGUGUCGGACUUGGUAAACUUGAGAGCUUUAGUUCUUUGUUGGUGUUAUCGAUUGUGCCACGUUCCUUAUUUAGGAAAGUUGAAAUCAUUAAGGAAGUUGGAUGCCUUGGGAUGUAUAAAGCUGGAAGCAGUUGAAGGUUUGCAAAUGUUGGCGAACUUGAGAUACCUUGACCUAUUUCGCACGGGUGUAAAAAAAUUACAGAAAGGAACAUUAAGGAGUUCGGUAAAAUUGCAACAUCUUAAGAUUCAGGGAAGGGUGAAUGCAGAAGAGAUGACUGAGUUGAAGGCACUUGAAUUAUUUGAAUGCCGUUUUGAUACUGUGGACGAGUUCAGCUUGUCUCUGAAAAUCCUUGGGGAGAUUGGCUACAAUGAUUUUAAAAUCAAAGUGAACCAAGUAAAUUCGUCGUUUUAUGUAAAAAUGGCUCAUUAUGAUCCCGAAAAUUGUAUUCAUGAACAUUCAAGUACUGUAAGAGUCCAUCUUGAGAAGCUAAAUAUCCAGAGAUGUCUGAAACUUAAGUAUCUGUUCGGGCACGAGUGUAAACUCUCCCUUCCAGACCUAGGGGCGAUUGUCAUCAGGGGUUGUGAGGAAAUAGAAGGGAUAACUGCAGUGGCAGCUGGUUCACUGGUUCCUGCUUUCCCCAGUCUAAAAAUGAUCAAUGUGAAGUCUUGUGACAACAUGAAGAGGGUAGUUGAAUCUGAGCGGCUUCUCCAUUUCCCUAAUCUGAAGGAGAUUAAAGUACAGGGAUGCAAGAAGAUGGUCGAGAUAAUAGGACGGCCACCUCCAUGCAUGCCAGUGGAUACGGCCGUUUUGGAUGUGAGCCCACUUCUAAAACUCGAGUUUCUACAUAUUAUUGAAGGGGAGAACUUGCAGGUGCUCUGUGGAGCAGCAGAUGAACAAGAAGUAACCAACGGGCAUUCCUACUCUCUCCUCUUCCCCUGUCUUAAGGAGCUAUAUAUCCAGAGAUGUCUGAAACUUAAGUAUCUGUUAAGGCCCGGGUGUAAACUCUCCCUUCCAGACCUGCGGGCGAUUGUCAUCGAGGGAUGCGAGGAAAUAGAAGGGAUAACUGCAGCGGCAGCUGGUUCAAUGGUUCCUGCUUUCCCCAGUCUAGAAAGGAUCAAUGUGAAGUCUUGUGGCAAGAUGAAGAGAGUACUUGAAUCUGAGUGGCUUCUCCAUUUCCCUAAUCUGAAGGAGAUUAAAGUACAGGGAUGCAAGAAGAUGGUCGAGAUAAUAGGACGGCCACCUCCAUGCAUGCCAGUGGAUACGGCCGUUUUGGAUGUGAGCCCACUUCUAAAACUCGAGUUUCUAGAGAUUAUUGAAGGGGAGAACUUGCAGGUGCUCUGUGGAGCAGCAGAUGAACAAGAAGUAACCAACGGGCAUUCCUACUCUCUCCUCUUCUCCUGUCUCAAGGAGCUAUAUAUCCAGAGAUGUCUGAAACUUAAGUAUCUGUUCGGGCCCGGGUGUAAACUCUCCCUUCCAGGCCUGCGGGCGAUUGUCAUCAAGGGAUGCGAGGAAAUAGAAGGGAUAACUGCAGCGGCAGCUGGUUCACUGGUUCCUGCUUUCCCCAGUCUAGAAAGGAUCAAUGUGAAGUCUUGUGGCAAGAUGAAGAGAGUACUUGAAUCUGAGUGGCUUCUCCAUUUCCCUAAUCUGAAGGAGAUUAAAGUAAGGGGAUGCAAGAAGAUGGUCGAGAUAAUAGGACGGCCACCUCCAUGCAUGCCAGUGGAUACGGCCGUUUUGGAUGUGAGCCCACUUCUAAAACUCGAGCUUCUAGAGAUUAUUGAAGGGGAGAACUUGCAGGUGCUCUGUGGAGCAGCAGAUGAACAAGAAGUAAUCAACGGGCAUUCCUACUCUCUCCUCUUCCCCCGUCUUAAGAAGCUAAAUAUCCAGAGAUGUCUGAAACUUAAGUAUCUGGUCGGGCACGGGUGUAAACUCUCCCUUCCAGACCUACGGGCGAUUGUCAUCGAGGGAUGUGAGGAAAUAGAAGGGAUAACUGCACUGGCAGCUGGUUCACUGCAUCCUGCUUUCCCCAGUCUAGAAACAAUCGAUGUGAAGUCUUGUGGCAACAUGAAGGGGAUAGUUGAAUCUGAGUGGCUUCUCCUUUUCCGUAAUCUGAAGAAGAUUAAAGUACAGGGAUGCAAGAAGAUGGUCGAGAUUAUAGGACAGCUACCUCCAUGCAUGCCAGUGGAUACGGCCCUUUUGUUAAGGCAUCUUCAAGUGGAACAUUGCAACAUACAGAACUUGCUUCCGCUGGAAUUGUUGCCACAUCUUCGGAAUCUUCAACGCAUCCAUGUAAAUGACUGCACAGGAAUGGAAGAAAUUGUAAGCAGAGGAAGUGCAAGCACUCCUGAACACAUCCCCUCCUCUCCAUAUCCAUUUCAUUCUCUCCCACAGUUGGAGCACUUGCUUAUAGAGAACCUACCCAACCUGAAGAGCAUAUGUGAAAGCACCAUAAGUUGCCUUUCAAUAAAUUCGCUUCGUGUGUCGGGUUGUCCAAAACUGGGGAGAAUUUCUCUGCAACUGAAAGUAGUUCGUCAGGGCAUGGACAUGCCAAAAAUUAAUUUGGAUCGUAAGGAACUGUGGGAUACACUGGAGUGGGAUGGUGCUGAAAAGGAUCAAUUUGUUUCCAAUUAUGUAAGAGCUUAUAAUGCAUGUAAGAAUCGUGAUCUGUAGCUGGCUAAAUACAAAAAAUAAGAGAAUUCUCUGUCUCAACCACAAAUAGGAUCUGAUGUAUCAGAAUUCUUUUUUUUGGAAGGGUAAAUGAAAGUCUGUCUAGGCUGAUGUAUCAGAAAUUUUACUCUGUGUCGAGCACAAAUAGGAUCUGACUUCAUUUUCUUGCA